Suillus bovinus is the source of this 1353-nucleotide messenger RNA. RefSeq lists its product as uncharacterized. The record is from RefSeq and is a predicted model, not a curated record. Lineage: Eukaryota; Fungi; Basidiomycota; Agaricomycetes; Boletales; Suillaceae. The transcript is spliced from 8 exons. The coding region runs from base 235 to 1221 and encodes 328 amino acids.
GGACGAAUACGUACUCAGCAGGAAGACUCUAAUGAAAGGUAUGCAUGCAUCCUUCAUUGGGGUUCAGCAUGACGAGCAGCGAAUUCGUAAUUCACCAAAGCUGAAGUUAUGCUUGAGGGGUUUUUUACUCACCAGUGUCAGUGUGUCCCUGGGUGAAAACUCUAUUUUAGGACUAUAUAUGAUUGCUUUAUCUUUUCGACAUCCUCUCAUUUACAUUUUCCCAAAUUUUGGGUCAUGUCGUCCUAUACCCCACAGACAGACUUGCCGCUUGAACGCUCUCGUCUCAUUGGAAUGAUUUUGGGGGGUGUAUCCUACGGUGUAUACCUUCUUCUGACUGUACAAGCAGUGAUUGCUCUCAUGCAACGUCCUCGACAUGGGCAGAAGAUUGCAAAUAAUCGUCGCACGCUUCUUUGUUACACCCUCAUCACGUUCACGCUUUCGACGAUAAGUUUUGCUUGCAAUACAAAAUACACGGUGAUGAUUUGGAUAGACCUUCGCGAUGCACCUGGUGGUCCUGUUGCGCUGAUUGAGAACGCAAUGAAUUAUCGUAUCAACUUUGUAGCGAUAUUCUGUGGUUAUCUCACGGAGUGGCUUGUGCAAGCACUGCUCCUUCACCGAUGUUUUGUGGUAUGGGAUGGGUCGAGACGCGAGAUGAUUCCCAUGUUCGCCCUCUAUAUUGGCAUGAUUGCAACAGCCAUCGUCGUCUUUGUCCAGGCAGCUACCGGGGCUCUAUUUUACAAUCUCGACGCCGCACUUGCAUACCCCGCCUUCCUAAUGGCAAACACUAUGUUUUAUACCAUUCUCGUGGCGACACGUUUGUUCGCCAUGCGAAGCCGGAUGAAGAACGCGUUGGCUGAAUUUGAUUCUAGCAUCUAUGAUACCAUCAUCCGCAUGAUCAUUGAGUCCACCAUGGCAUACACUGUCUUCGUCUUCAUCUACAUAGUUGCAUUUGCUAUUCAUGCAGACACACUAUCCACAUUAUGCUUCUUGUCUAUUAACCAAGUUCAAGGCAUUACGCAGUUGUUCAUCAUCAUCCGUGUGGCACGGGGGAAGGCAGUUACACACGAGUGGUCGACCCGAAAUGCUCCACCAGUGACGGCUCUAGCGUUCGCAGUGACUCCAUCCAUCGCAGCAGAAGGAAUUGACGUGACGCAAGCAGCUAGUCCAAGUGUCAGGGAGUCGUGUCCUGUGUCGGCGAAGUUGGCGGAAGCAAAUGUAUAAGCUAUAUACUUCAUCUUGAUUUAUUCCGAGUCAUCAAGUUUAUCUUCGUCUGCUUACAACCUCUCUGUAAUCUUAUAAACAUUCUCUUAUUUUCAUGUUUUCAGUCCAUCACUACUUUAAUAUGAUAUACAG